This is a messenger RNA of Schistosoma haematobium, 4797 nucleotides long. RefSeq lists its product as uncharacterized. Gene Ontology annotation, cellular component: membrane. Gene Ontology annotation, molecular function: hexosyltransferase activity. NCBI's taxonomy places the organism in Eukaryota, Metazoa, Platyhelminthes, Trematoda, Strigeidida, Schistosomatidae. The transcript has 5 exons. The record is from RefSeq and is a predicted model, not a curated record. The coding region runs from base 383 to 1810 and encodes 475 amino acids.
GAUCUUCUCAUUGAUACCUAUAAAUGAUGUAUAAUAAUUAGAAUAUAAAUGUUAACAACAUUCAAAUCGCAUUAAUUCCUGUUCAAUUCCUACUGAAUUCAUUUUCAAACUUCCAAUUCAGUUAUGGUCCCAUAUCUUCAUCUGAAAUAAUUCAAGUUCUUUUACAGGAUAAAAUGAUUUAACAAUUGUCUUUCCAGUCAUAACAUGUUGGACCAAACCAUAUUCAGUUAAUCACACUUCAUUAUUAAUUAGUAGAAGCAGAAGUAUAUUUCAUACCCAUCUAUUUUAAAUCUAUCAAAUACCCAGAGUUUCAUUGUACCACUGAAGUUGUAGUACAACUAGGAAUCUUUCAGUCAACCAUAUUGUCCAUUAUAUUGAUAAAAUGAGAACUAGCAUACUAAUACCUUCAAUAAAACUGAUUAAAUACUGGAAAAUUAUAUUAAUUAUUAUCGGAUUACUUUUUAAUAUAUAUCUGUAUAUUCAUAUUUUAAAUAAACACGAUAGCAUAAUUUAUACAAACAAAUCAUCCACAUUAUGUAUAAACGAUAUUUUUACACAAAUUGUUAAAUCACAAAAUUCAUGGUUAGCAUUUAUUAAUGCUUUAAAUAAUUUACAUGUUAAUAAUUCUAAUCAAUUAGGAACAACUCAAAUAUCUACAGAAUUAUUCCAGUUUACAUAUUUUUCUUUGCCUAUAUUCAAUGAAACAAUAGAACUUCUAAACUUUAAAAAUCAAUUGAAAAUACUAUCUGAAUCUAUGAAUACAACAUAUCAGUUCAAUGAAAUUUAUACUGAAACAAUCAGUAACAAAAGUGUGUCAUAUGUUAAAGAUGAUAAAUCUGUAGGUGGAAGACAUUAUCCAAAAUAUUUCAAUAUGACUGAAUAUUUGAAUGCCAUGUCAAAUGGAUUUCCACCAAACGAAGUCCCCAUAAAUAAUGAACAUCUAUUUGUUUUGGAAACCCCAAGAAGUGCUUGUGAUCCUUGUCAUGAAAAACAGAAACUAAAUUUGGUGGUUUUAAUCAAAUCUUGCACUUAUUGCUAUGAACAACGGUCAUACGCGCGUAAAACAUACAUGAACAAAAGUCUGUGGAAUAACUUAACAGUCAGAUUUGUAUUUGUUGUUGGAUUACCAAUACCAAAUGAGACAAAUAUUUAUCAUUUUGAUGGUGUAAAUAUUCAGUUGAAUGGGAAAUCAUGGUCGGAAUCGAGAAAACGUGAAUUUUCUCGAUGGUCGGUAAUAAAAGAGUUGAGAAAUGAAAGCAGAUUUUAUGGUGACAUGUUGGUUGGUGGUUUCUUUGAUACUUACUUCAAUUUAACUACGAAAAUGAUGUUAUCUUUUCGUUGGGCGUGUACCUUCUGUAAGAAUAUAACGCCAUUAUUUUUAUUUAUUGACGAUGAUUAUGUACUUCAUCCGAACAAUACAAUGAAACUCGUAAAGUCAAUUAAAAUAUCAGAUAUGAAGUCAUAUGUCGGUGGUCCAAUUCAUGCAACAUCAGUUGUAUCGCGACCAGAAAAUAAAAGUUACAACUCAAAGUGGGAUGUUUCACCUCAUGAAUAUCCAUGGAGUUAUUAUCCUCCAUACUUUUAUGGUAUUGGCUAUAUGAUUGGAGCUGACGUUGUAUGUGAUGCUUCUGUUACAAUGUCAUUUACACAAAAUCUUCGUAUUGAUGAUGCAUACCUUGGGAUUGUUUUGGCGAGACUGAACAAGAAGCUCAAUCAACUUAAAGGGUUCAGAGUAUACACUGAUACAAAUUUCGAAGCAUCAGGAGCAGUUAUUAUACAAAAAUCAAGCGCUGGUUUACUGUUUGCUUAAACCACAAUAAUAAAUUAGUCUUUCUUUCUGUAAAUGUUCAGUUAUAAAUAAUCUUAUAUUAGUCAUCUGAAUAAAUGUAUAUUAUAGACAUGCAAAUGCUGUCUGGCUAACAAGAACUAAUUUUAAUAGUCAGUUCAUAAUUUUAUCGACUAUUGAGAAGAUCAUAAAAGCGUAUCAUACAAACCAAUUUAUACAUUUUAUGACCAUGAACUAUUUUUGUAUUCAAUAUUUCCUAUGUCACUGAGUUACUUUAUUAAACAAAGAAAUAAGAAUUAUGAAUCAAUUAUCCUAAUUUCUGGUUCAAGUUCAUGUUAAAAUUUGUGUCAAGAAUUCAAAUUUCUCCAUUAAUCAUCAAAUGUUCACAACCUAUGCAUAAUAAUCAACAAACUGUCAUCAUCACAUGGUGCUUAUCAUAACUGAAACAAAUGAUGAGCUAAGAUGAUAGCUUAAUUAAACUCUUAUUAAUUUGCAAUUAGUUCUUCAAAUUAGAAGUCAUAUUAUGUCAGAUCUAAAUCUUACUAGUGCACUAUAGCAGAAGUCACUUAAUCAGCAACAAAUGAUAGAAUAUUUAAGUAACAAAUCCCGCAUACCAUAUCAGAUAGUUCUCACAGUAAAUCUACACAGAAUGAUAAAUUAAAUGUAAAAAAAACCAACAACUGUUAUCAUGGAGAUGGAUCAAAAGUUAAUCAAUUGUAUGUGUGAUAAAAGUAAUAAUGAUUUAAACUGAUUCGUAUAUAGAUUCUUACAUUAAUUAUCUGAAUAAACAAAAACCUAAACGUAAUACAUGCAAUUUUUAUUCAUUUCUAUAUUUUGAAUGUUUAUUUUUUUUAUCAUCAUUGUAGUAAUUUGUAUUUGGAUUAAUUUUUCACAGGUUUGUCGAAUCUUUGUACCGAUUUGUUUUUAAUGAAGCCUAUUUUGUGCAAGGAUGCUGGUAGAAUGAGACAUUGAAUUAUUUUUGUGCUAUGAAUAACUUACCCGAGACUUUUUUCACCUACUAAAUCUUCAGAUAUUCAUUUAUUUACUGGUGACUAUUAUUUUCAUUUGUAAAAUUUGCAUCUUAUUUUUAGCAUCAGAUCUCUUCAAGCAAUCCAUCGUCCAUUUUAAGUUACUGCUUGAGUAUUUCUCGGUGCCUCAUUUUGUUCCCUAAAGUUUAUGACCAUUUUCAGAGACCCUGUAUAUAUUUAUACAAGUUCACUAUUUGCUGAUAUCAGUCUUCUUUAGUCUCUAUUAAAUAAAUCUUCACCCCAAGAUUUGUAUCUUGUGAUGGCCAUGCUUAAAAUUUAAAUGGGAAAUAUGAUAUCCAGGUAUCGAAAUUAAAACUACUAGUUAUAGCUGUCAGAUCAAGACUCAUCUAUCUGAAACCGAUGAAGAUUCAGGAAAAUGUUUAACAAAGAAAGAGAUUAUUUGGGCAGAUUGAAGAAGUAACUGAAAAACAGAAGCCGGUCAACGGAGGAUCGAUCAUUGUUGUACAACUACCAACGAGUGCUUGCAGUCCCACCAAACCACCAGAAAGUCUGGAUCUCAUAGUAAUAGUGAAGUCGUGUAUCUAUUGCUUUGACAAACGAUCGUACGCUCGAGACACCUACAUGAAAUCACACCUGUGGAAAGAUUUCCGAAUUCGAUUUGUUUUCGUUGUUGGAUUGCCAACCCCAAAUGAAACGGAUGUGUAUCAUUUCGACGGAGUCACUGUGAAUCUUGGUCGGAAGGCUUCUGAACUCUCUAAACUUUACGAGAGCUCACGAUGGAUUGCUGCUAAGAAGCUGAGUGACGAGAGUGGAAAAUUCAAUGAUAUGUUGGUCGGGUCAUUUCAUGAUACGUAUUUCAACUUGACGUCCAAGAUGAUAUUGUCAUAUCGAUGGGCUGCUACAUUUUGUAAGGGACAAACACCAUUGUAUCUGUUCGUUGAUGACGAUUAUGCAUUACUGCCUGAAAACACUAUUCGACUUGUCAGGAGUCUGAAUGCUUCUGUUUCGAGAUCGACCGUAGGAGGUUUUGUGCAUUAUACAAGUGUAGUGGCAAGACCGUCAAAGGAGAAGUUCGAUUUGAAAUGGUCGGUAUCAGUGAAUGAAUACCCAUGGGAUUACUAUCCACCUUACUUCUAUGGAAUAGGUUAUUUGUUGGGUUCAGAUAUUGUCAGUGAUGCUUCUGUGGCUAUGGCUUUCACACAAAGCAUUCGUAUAGAUGACUCAUUUUUAGGAAUUGUGUUGAGUCGACUAAACAGGACACUGACUAAUAUGAAGGAGUUUUCGUUGGAUGAAUCAAUACCGGAAAAUAAAUCUUGUCUAGUCAUUAUCGAUAUAGAUAUUGCGGGUGAUGUUAUUAAUUGGAAAACUGGCGACAUUAUGAACUAUUAAUUACAUUUUUCUACGGUAAUUGGACGAAAAUUCACAGUUUUAUUUUCAUUUUAACUUAUUUUGACAUAAAUGAUACUCUUAACCUGUUGAGUACUCCGUCUGAAUAAACUAAUGCAUUAGUUAACGUGAAAUAAUUGUGUAUCAAACAAAUAGCUUAUCAAAUAAUUUUGUGAUCUCAGUAUGUACUGUCGAAUCAACUUUUGGAAUACUUAAUCAACUUAUUUUGUCAAAGUGUUUCCGAAUGCAAUGCAAUUGUUCAAUAUAUUUUCCAAAAUUAUUUUUAUACUAAUACAUUAUUCUACGCUGUUACUUUAUUUGUUUGUCUUCGUUAAACUUUAUUAAAUAAGUAACCAUCGUGUACAUUCUGUCCUUACGUAUUAUUUGUUAAUUGGAAUAAAAAACUUAUUCACUAAUCAAACAAAAUGCUUUUUAUGAAACUUCUAAAGUGAAAAGAUGCGAUUCACUAACAACAUCACCCUGAGGAAAUUUAUUGUAGAUAAAAUCAAAUGCUUAGAAACCUGAUUUUACGAAAUAUGUGGCAACUAUUUAAACUAUUUGAAACAUAAUGAAAAUGAAAGUGUUACUUUUAAGUCUAGGAAUCUAGGAAUAUAAUUACGACUUUUAUUGUAAUCA